This is a messenger RNA of Microplitis demolitor, 2762 nucleotides long. RefSeq names its product cilia- and flagella-associated protein 58. Gene Ontology annotation, cellular component: cytoskeleton. The record is from RefSeq and is a predicted model, not a curated record. Lineage: Eukaryota; Metazoa; Arthropoda; Insecta; Hymenoptera; Braconidae. The transcript is spliced from 11 exons. Bases 1 to 2688 code for a protein of 895 amino acids.
AUGGACAUGGAAAUGAACGCUGAAAUGGAGAGAGAAGAUGGAAGCGAAAGUGGUGAGCCAUCGGCAGCAGGAAGUUCUGCAGGAAGCAUUUAUUGUACUCUAGAACGUGACUACGCUCGACUACUCAACGAAAUGAAGAACAAUGAAACCUUGGCAGCCUAUGAAACAGAGUACACAAGACUUUUUGAAACUCUUUAUAAAUGCCGGCGUGACGAAGAGCAACUGAUGGAUAAUUUCAGACAAGUCCAGGAAGAUUUAGUCAAUAAAACAAAUAGAAUAAACGAACUCGAGAAAGCAGUUGAGCUGAAUGAAUGUACGAUAACAAAUUUAAAUGAGAAAAUAGUUCAACUUUCAAAACUCGCAGAUACGGCACAUACUCGGGAACAAAAUGCGCAAGAGACUAUUGAAAAUUUACGAAUUGCAAUCAAUAAAUUAAAUCGUGAAAUUGAACAGAGAAAUAAAAAACUUGAUAUCGAUGAUGACGGAGAAGUUGCUAAACAAAAUGAAAACUCGGUUAUUGAAAAAGAACGAAUGACAAAUGAAAUUGAAACACUGAAACAAAGUAUAAAAAGCAAGUCUAUGUACACUGAGGAGCUUGAGAAAAAGAUGAGUGACGUUGAGAAUCAAAUAAGCAAGAUGCAGGAAAACAUGGAGAUCCAGAUGAUUGAAAUAUCGAAAGAACGGCUGGUGCGCGAGAGGCUUGAGAGAGAAAUAAUGGAAUUGGAGGAAGAGCUCAAGAUAAAAAGGAACCAAUUGCAGGCGGCGAAUAUCUCAGUUAAAAAUUCAGCCAGCAAUAGCAGCCGCGUUGAAAAUCUGCUGAGGGAGCAGAGAGCGGCAAACGAAAAAUUGCGGAAGGAAGUGAGCAAGUUGAUGACCGGGAGGCUAAACCUGCAAACGGAAUUGAAUAAUUCGAAUAAACGGGUUAAAGAAAUUGAAAAAAUAUUGGGUGAAAAGACUAACGAAUACAAAGUCGCGACGCAGGAAAUUAAAAGGUUGGAAGAAGAAGUGUCCAAGUGUAAAGCUGAGAAUGAUUGGAGCCUCAGUAAAUACGGCAAGAUCGAUAGAGAACGCGCUAAGAUGGAAAAGGAUCUUGAGCACGUAAAAGUUGCUUUGAAAAACUCCGAGAUUCAUUUGAGCUCAUACCAGCGGCAAAUAGCAGAAGAAAAAAAGUCUGUUGACUUGGCGGUACGGGAAAAGAACGUUGUGAUUAAAAAUCUUGAAAAUCUAAAAGACACACUUGAAAAAACACACACUGAGAUUAGUGUAUUGGAAGGGAGUAAACGCAAAGUCGAGGGUGAGCUUGAGGAGGCACUACACACUAAUUGUUCUCUGAAUAAAAAAAUUGAUUCUCUUGAAAAAGAUAGGGACAAGUAUUGUCAACAAGUUACUCAGCUACAGCAGCAGAUUGAAGAAUUGAUGAGUAAAUUAAAGGAAAAAGACACAGAGGUAUUAAAUUAUUCAAAAGAACUUGUGGAGCUGAAGAAUAAAUUUCGUCAUCAACAAAAUUUAUUUGAAAGCACCAGAGCUGAAAAGAAUAUGUGUAAUAAAAAUUUGAGUGUAAAAAAAGAUGAAAUUGAAGAAUUGCGAGAUAAAUUGAAACUCAUGGUUCACCAAAUAGAGCAAUUGAAGGAGGAGCUGACAAUUAAGGAAAGUAGUAUAUCCAAGGGAGAGUUUUGUCUGAGAAAAGCUGAAAAAGAAAAAGAAUCUGUUCGAGUUGAAUUGCAAUCGACGAAAAAAAGUAUCAUGGAUUUACGUAAAACACUGGAGGAAAAUAAAAUAAAGGAAAAACAAUUACGAGAGGGCGUUAAAGUUGCUGACGCGGACAUUAGUCGUUUGAAAAAAGAUAUCGACAAUGUUAUGAACGAACGUGAUGUUCUAGGCACCCAGCUCGUUCGCAGAAAUGACGAAUUAAAUUUACAAUACAGCAAAAUAAAACUUUUGCAGCAGACACUACGUAAAGGCGAGGCUGAGUAUUCUCAAAGGCUCGAGGAUAUUAGAUUACUUAAAUUAGAAAUAAGUAAAUUGCGAUCCGAAAAAGUGUUAUUGGUUAAAAGCUUCAACAACACCAGUGAUUUGCGUCAUGAAAUUUUACACUUGAAUCGCGAUAUGACACGAGAGAGACUCAAAGUCGUGGCUCUUGAAGAGGAGCUACAGAACCCGUUGAAUAUUCAUCGCUGGAGAAAACUUGAAGGCUCGGAUCCAAAUACGAUGGAGUUAUUGAAAAAAAUCCAAAUCCUACAAAAACGUUUACUUAAAAUGAAUCAAAUCGUGAUAUCAAAAACCAAUAAAAUAAAGGAAAUUGAAAAAUUGUACAUGGAGUUAAGACAAAUUCUUGCGAAGCAGCCAGCUCCGCAAUCAAUAUCUAAUCUCGUUAAGGCUAGAGAGGCUCUGCGAGAAAGAGCCAAACAGAUGAAGUGCUUAGCUGCUGAGUUGAACAUGUGGGAGUGCCGAGCGAACGAAUACAAAUACGAAGUUGAGAGGCUGAAUAAAGAAUUACGCGAGUUAAAGGCCAAGUAUUUGGGAUUGAAGCGUAAAAAGUCAUCGAAACCCAGCAGCGGGACUGCGAUGACCGACUCACCCCGUUCGUCAAUUUCACCUCAUCAGAAAAAAUAUUGCGGAGGCGGAUUUACUAUGCUCGUCGCCCCGUCACAGAAUUAUUAUAGUUUAGAAUCAAUUAUCGCUAAAUAAAUUAUUUCACGCGAAGUUUAAUUCAAUUAAUUAACAGGCUUCGUAAUACAAUCAGCGAGGACUCUGUAACAUGA